CUGGUAUGUACCAGGCAGUCUUUGGUCUUCAAACCUGAUUCUCAAAGUACUUCUUACUUUCCCAACUAUUUCUCUGGCAAUAUCAGGCAUAAUAUUAGCAAGAACUUGUUGGGGAUAUGUUGUUUGAUUGCACUUGUUACACACAAGUUAAGGAGAAGACACUUAUCAAUGGAUGAUAGCAUUGAAAAUUUCCUUCAAAGUCAAAACAAUUUCAUGCCUAUCCGGUACUCUUACUCUGAAAUCAAAAGAAUGACAGAAGGUUUCAAAGUUAAACUAGGACAGGGAGGGUUUGGUUCCGUGUUCAAAGGAAAGCUCCGUAGCGGUCGGUUGGUGGCGGUCAAAGUGUUGAGCAAAUCCAAAGCAAACGGAGAAGAUUUCAUCAGCGAAGUUGCUACCAUCGGAAGGAUUCAUCACGUUAACGUGGUGCAACUUAUCGGAUUCUGCGUCGAGAGAUCGAGACAAGCUCUUGUGUAUAAUUUCAUGGCGAAUGGAUCGUUGGACAAGAUCAUAUUCUCAAAAGAGACCUGCACUUUAAGCUGGCCAAACCUGUUGGAGAUUGCACUCGGUGUGGCUCGAGGGAUCGAGUACUUGCACAAGGGGUGUCAAAUGCAGAUUCUACAUUUCGACAUAAAGCCGCACAACAUUCUCCUGGAUGAAAACUUUGUCCCUAAAGUUUCUGAUUUCGGACUUGCAAAACUAUACUCAGUCGAUGACAGUAUCAUCUCUCUCACGGCCGCUCGUGGAACAAUGGGGUACAUUGCUCCUGAAUUGUUUUACAAAAAUAUUGGAAGCAUCUCAUACAAAGCUGAUGUUUACAGUUUCGGGAUGUUGUUAAUGGAAAUGGUGGGAAGAAGAAAGAAUUUGAAUGCAUCAGUGGAACAUUCGAGUCAGAUUUAUUUCCCGUCAUGGAUAUAUGAUCGGUUCGAUCGAGGGGAGAGCAUGGAGUUGGAAGACGUGACAGAAGUUGACGAAAAGAUUGCGAGGAAACUGAUAAUGGUUGCGUUCUGGUGCAUACAAAUGAACCCCACUAAUCGUCCUUCGAUGAGAAAUGUGUUGGAAAUGCUUGAAAAUGAAGUUGAGCCCCUUGAACUGCCUCCUAAACCUUUACUGUUUUCUCUCGAUACGUCGAGUGAAGAUCGUAGUAAGAAGGAUGCCAUGGACAAGGCAACUGCAUCGAAAAGUUCUUUCGACCUGUAACUGUAAUGUUUGAUUGUACUAGGAAUAUGUGUAUGUAUAGCUAUAGUUGAAAUC
Molecule: messenger RNA, 1251 nt
Organism: Hibiscus syriacus
Lineage: Eukaryota; Viridiplantae; Streptophyta; Magnoliopsida; Malvales; Malvaceae
Product: rust resistance kinase Lr10-like
Exons: 2
Coding region: 169-1197 (342 amino acids)
Biological process (GO): protein phosphorylation
Molecular function (GO): protein kinase activity; ATP binding
Source: RefSeq, a predicted model, not a curated record